Messenger RNA from Helianthus annuus (common sunflower), 1774 nucleotides. Its product is annotated as transcription factor bHLH111. Lineage: Eukaryota; Viridiplantae; Streptophyta; Magnoliopsida; Asterales; Asteraceae. The record is from RefSeq and is a predicted model, not a curated record. Gene Ontology annotation, cellular component: nucleus. The coding region runs from base 156 to 1583 and encodes 475 amino acids. Gene Ontology annotation, biological process: regulation of transcription by RNA polymerase II. Gene Ontology annotation, molecular function: DNA-binding transcription factor activity, RNA polymerase II-specific; RNA polymerase II cis-regulatory region sequence-specific DNA binding; protein dimerization activity. The transcript has 7 exons.
UUGCAUAUUUUAGUGUAUGCACUGUGCACUACACAUAGAUAUGAUAUAAUUCACAAUAGACCUGCAGCAUUACACACAUAUUGUCCUCCCUUUAUAUUCUAAAUACCCCACCCCCAUCCCCAAUAAUUCAACUUAUUGAGAUUCAUAGUUGAUCAAUGGAUAACUGUAUAAUGGCUGAACAAUGCAAUAAAAACUCUAUUGCAACAUCUUCUUCUUCUGCAGCCAAAUGGUGGCAAGAUGUUCAUGCAAGCUCUAUGUGUUCAUGGACUGGUGGUGCUAAUUAUGCAAGUAAUCCUCCAUGCAAUAACUCACAAAAACCUAAUUCUAAUUCAUGCUCUAAUGGUGAAGAAGAUGUCUCUAUCUCUACUUCUUUUACAACCAAUGCUUCAAACAACUCUGGGCUCAGCAUGGAGUCGUCGAGACGCCUUGUAGAGAAAGCGUCCACCAACGAUCCCUAUGGAGAGGCGGUUUCUGAUAAUCAUCACCUAUGGAACCAAGUGCUACUAGAUGCCGGAACUGCCGGAGAACUGCAAAACAUUCAGACUCGUAUGUUCGAUCAACCGGCCUGUGAUUAUCUGAAGAAGAUAGAUAGUGGAUGGGAGUUUUCAGGCCCAACAAAUAUAAACCAGUUUCAAAAGAUUUAUGAUGGGUUUAAAGAUGGCAUGUACCAAAGCAAGACUCCAUCUACAACAAAUAGUUGGUCCAUUGCACCAUCAGAAGAUGAAAUAAGUCCACAGUUUGAUCAAUACAUCGGUCAAUUCACAACGAUAAAGAAUGAACAUCCAGAUAGUAAUACUCGACAAGAUCAGCUCGAAUUAUUUCGAAGGAGAUUAAGUGGUCAUGCAGUUGAUUAUGAAGGGGGGAUAAAUAUUAAUCAAAUGGUUGUUGGGGAUAAUAAUAAUAAUAAGUAUUAUUACAAUGGUAUGUCAGACAUGGUGUGUAGUAAUGGAAGGGGUUUUGUUGAUUUAGUUACUUUUGGUAGCUGCAUGAACAAACCAUCAUCAGAGAGUAACAUGUCUAAUAGAUCCAUGAUGAAUACCAUGAAUCUUCCGGAUCGAAGGACGCCGGACCUCCUUAACUCUUAUCAGCCACUAAGACCAAGAGGCAACACACUUACUAAAAUCAGUGGGAGGGGAAAUGGAGUUGUUAAUGAAGGGAAGAAAAAGAAAUCAGAAGACCAGUCUGGGCCACUUCUAAAGAAGGCUAAGCUUGAGACUUCUACAGUUUCAUCAACUAAGGUUCAGAUUCCUAAAGCAAAGCUUGGGGAUAAAAUAACAGCCCUUCAGCAAAUUGUGUCACCAUUCGGCAAGACGGAUACAGCUUCGGUAUUGUGGGAAGCAAUUGGUUAUAUCAAGUGUCUACAAGAGCAAGUACAGUUAUUGAGCAAUCCAUAUAUGAAGACCAAUAUCAUCAAGGACUCGUGGGUGCGAUUUGAAACAAAAGAUAGAGGAGAUUUGAAGCUUGACCUCAAGAGUAGAGGUCUGUGUUUGGUUCCUGUGUCAUGUACUCCUCAGGUGUACCAUGAAAACAAUGGAUCAACAGACUACUGGACUCCAACAUAUAGAGGAUGUUUCUAUAGGUAGGAGUCAUAUAUAUCAUUGUAUAAUUUUGGAUAGAUAUGUUCAACUCAAUAACUGGUUUGAUUUCUUGCAACAAUUUUAAGUAUAUCAAACCUCCUUUCCUUUGAUUAAAUAGUAUGAACUUGUAGUUAGUGAAGCUGUGUAAUCCAACUAUAUUGCAAUGAAAAAUAGCAAUAUUAAGAGUUGUUGUAUCA